GGCCCGCCCCGGUCGCUCUCCCCGUCCCUCCGUGUCGCUGAGGGCCCGCGGGUCGCGGCGGCAGCGGCAGGACAAGGAGAAGGAAGAGCAGGAGGAGGAGGAAGGGGUCGCACCGCCAUCAUGCAGCGCCGGGUGUUCGUGGUGGGCGUCGGGAUGACCAAGUUUUCAAAGCCUAAUGAGAAGAGCGCUGAUUAUCCUGAAAUGGCUAAGGAAGCAGGCCAGGCAGCUUUAGCUGAUGCUGGGAUUCCUUACUCAGCAGUGAAGCAGGCGUGUGUGGGUUAUGUUUAUGGUGACUCCACCUGUGGACAGAGGGCCAUCUACCACGGGUUGGGUCUGACUGGCAUUCCCAUCGUUAAUGUCAACAACAACUGUGCCACUGGAUCCACAGCUCUGUUCAUGGCCAGACAAUUAGUAGAAGGAGGUUUGGCAGACUGUGUUCUGGCACUUGGCUUUGAGAGGAUGGCAAAAGGAUCUCUUUCUACAGGUUUUUCAGACAGAACUAAUCCAAUGGACAAACAUUUGGAGAUUAUGAUAAAUAAAUACGGCUUAGCAAGUGCUCCAGUGGCACCUCAGUUGUUUGCGAGCGCUGGCAAAGAACAUAUGGAGAAAUAUGGAACAAAUCCAGAGUACUUUGCGAAAAUUGCAUGGAAGAAUCACAGCCAUUCAACGAACAACCCGUAUUCCCAGUUCCAGAAGGAGUACACACUGGAUGAAGUUCUGCAAUCCCGCAAAGUUUUUGAUUACUUGACUGUCCUGCAGUGUUGUCCAACAUCAAAUGGUGCCGCAGCUGCAAUUUUGGCUAAUGAGGAGUUUGUGAAAAGGCAUAAGUUGCAGCCAAAAGCUGUGGAAAUUCUAGCCCAGGUGAUGGCUACUGAUUACCCAAGCACAUUUGAAGAAAACAGUUGUAUGAAGAUGGUUGGCUAUGACAUGACUAAAAAAGCAGCACAGAAAUGUUUUGAACAAGCAGGCCUAAAGCCCACAGAUGUUGAUGUGAUUGAACUUCAUGAUUGCUUCUCAGUUAACGAGUUCCUUACCUACGAAGCUCUGGGACUUUGUCCAGAAGGAAGAGCAUGUGACCUGAUCGACAGAGGAGACAAUACCUACGGAGGAAAAUGGGUGAUUAAUCCCAGUGGUGGCUUGAUCUCAAAGGGACACCCUCUUGGUGCCACAGGGCUGGCGCAGGUCGCGGAGCUCUGCUGGCAGCUGCGCGGCCUGGCGGGGCGGCGGCAGGUGCCGGGGGCGAAGGUCGCGCUGCAGCACAACCUGGGGCUCGGCGGGGCCGUCGUGGUGACUCUGCUGGGCAUGGGCUUCCCGCGGGGACACAGCAGCGGCCGCGUCACAGCUGUGCCGCUCAGCGCAGCUGUGGACGGAUUUAAGUCACAUCUGGUCUUCAAAGAGAUUGAAAAGAAGCUCCAAGAGGAAGGAGAGCAGUUUGUCAAGAAAAUUGGUGGAAUCUUUGCCUUCAAAAUAAAAGAUGGCCCUGGUGGGAAAGAAGCAACUUGGGUUGUAGAUGUGAAAAAUGGCAAAGGCUCUGUGGCAGUUAAUUCAGAUAAGAAGGCGGAUUGUACAAUCACGAUGGCUGACACGGAUCUGUUGGCACUCAUGACUGGCAAAAUGAAUCCUCAGACAGCAUUCUUUCAAGGCAAAUUGAAGAUUUCUGGGAACAUGGGCAUGGCAAUGAAACUUCAGAAUCUACAGCUUCAGCCAGGCAAAGCUAAACUUUGAGCUCAGUAGAGUAAAUAGUCAGUAUUUGAUGUUCUUGACAAAAAAAGUAGAAUGAGACUAGACAUUAUCAAUAAUAUGGAGCAGGCUGGGUUUGAUUGGACCUCUCUCACCUCAAUUCUGUGGUUAGAGACCGUUAAUUCUCUUCAUGAAUUCCAUCAGUUUCUCUAUGGCUAAGCUUGAGGCACUAACUCUUACAAAUGAUAUAUGGUGGGCUUUUGUGACAGGUUUUGUUCUAAUCAAUAUGGAAAAUCUUAUAAAACUUAGAGUGGAAUGAGGCUGCUUUCUCUUGUUCAGGUUAGUUGGGAAGGAAGUGAGGAAAGUUAUAAAUAGUUUGGCAUGUCAGUUGAGUGAGCUGCAUUUUUUAAAAGCUGUAAUAGCAGGUCAUACAAAUGCUUUCAGACUUCCACUCUAACAAAUUUGCUGCUGCUUUCAUUAAAAUGGUCUUGUAAAGGGGAUCUCUAACAACAUUUUUUUAGAAUAAGUUUUAGGAAUUUGCUAUAAAAUACUUUUCUUAUUACUACUUUGGGAUUACAAAAUAAAUAAAAUAUCCAGAAGUACGCAGGAACUGGAAUGUUGAAAACAGAUUAGGUUUGCCAGGAGAGCAGAGAGGGAGUACAACCAAUAUGUUACCUGUUUUCUCCUGACAGAAUCUGGUGUUGAUCAUGACAAAAUUCUUGUCAGUAAUUUCUUUAAGUUCUGUUUUGGGCGAAUGUUUUCUGGUUGGAAGUUUAAUAGAAAAUUAAAUAUACUUUUCCUGUUC
Empidonax traillii (willow flycatcher) is the source of this 2485-nucleotide messenger RNA. RefSeq names its product sterol carrier protein 2 (gene SCP2). Gene Ontology annotation, molecular function: acyltransferase activity, transferring groups other than amino-acyl groups. The transcript is spliced from 16 exons. The coding region runs from base 121 to 1725 and encodes 534 amino acids. The record is from RefSeq and is a predicted model, not a curated record. Gene Ontology annotation, cellular component: cytosol. Lineage: Eukaryota; Metazoa; Chordata; Aves; Passeriformes; Tyrannidae.